AUGGAAAAGUAAGAGAUUCAUGAUUAACAAUAUUAGUAGUUUGAUCCUAACUUUCAUCAGCCACCAAGGAUAGAUGUGUUUGGGUGGAAUUUACAAGCUAAGAAGAAAAUGGGUGAGGAUCCGUAAAACGCUCUAUCCUAGAAUGUGAGAAUCCCAGAAUGGUGGUCCAAACCAGGCAUUCCAGAGGAAUAGAAACUUACUAGAACUAAACUGACUGACAAUAGAAGAGGUGAGAAGGUUCCUCAUAUCAGUUAUGAUCUUGACGGAGAUGGAUUCGUUGGUGGCAGAGACUAUGUAAUUGCUAAGUAAUUCGAUAAAGAUGGAGAUGGUAGACUAAAUACUAAUGAAAAGAAAGCAGCACUUGAUGCCCUUCAAAAGGGAUAUGAAACCAAUUUCGUUUGGAACGUAGAAGUUUCAGGUGGAUAAAGACCUUACAGACUUCUUCAAAAGAGAGGAGUGAUUGUUGAUGCUGAAGAUUUUCUUCCAGUUGGACAAACUUACCCAGUGCAUCCAGAUACUCUUAAAAAAGCUUCUGUCUCAAAUAUUGCUGAACUUAAGGAUAAAAGAAAGAAAGACUACUUAGAUUCAAUAUAUGAUUAGAAGAAAAAAUGGGAGGCUGCGAAUCCAGUAGCUAUUGAAAUGUCUUAUAUCAAGAGUGAGUUUCUAAUAGACUAACCAAAAUUCACUUCAAUCAAUCAAAGAAAAGAAGAGGAGAGAAAGGAGGCUAGAAAGAAAGCAACUCUUGAACCCACAAUCACUCAAGUCAAAGAUACAUCUAAAGACCCAACAAUUAAAUUUGUUGAAAACCCUAAGGUUUAUUCAAAAACGCUUCUUGACAAUUAAAGAAAGGAAGAGAUGCUUAAUCAAUUGAAGAAACUUGAGUCUAAUAUUGGAAACUACAAAGAUAUCAAGGGCAGACUAGAGGAUAGAGAGGCAUGUUAUCUCAGAUUAGGCUAUAAGGAAACAGACGGAAAAACUAAAUAACUGAUUGAGGAGGAGAGAAAAAAGCAAAUGAUUGACAACAUGACUUAGAAAUUCGGGAGUGUCACUGUUGGAAUUCAUGGAUAAGAACUUCCUAAAUUUGGAGAGACUGAAUAAACAAAGGAAUUCUGGAAAUUUGCCCAAACCUUUUAGGAUUAACCUUAAUGGAAUUCUCAGCUUGAAAUGAAAGAGAAUGCCAAAUUCUGGGCUAAAAAUGAUGAUAUAAGACUUGCUGAUGUGUAGCAAAACCAUGCCCCCACUGAUCCAUUUAAGACUUAAUACGCACCAAAACAAUAAAAGAAUGAAGUCAUUUCAAAGGUCCAUACAAUCAAUCAUUGGAAAAAGGAUGAAAGCGAGUAAUUCCUUGAGCCUCAGUUUACUAAGGGAUAUACUAAGGCAGUUAAAUGGACAGAGCAAGAGAGAUUCUACAGAUGUAAGGGAGAUGAUAGAUUGUUUGACAAGGUUAUCAAGACUGCUGUGAACUAUGAAAAGAAUAUUGAGGAGGCUGAGAAGAAAUAGUAAGAUUUUCUCAGAUAAAGCCCCAACAAGAUGAUUGGCAACAGUUCAAACAUAAAUAAUAAUAACGCUGAUUCAAGCAGAGUGAACUAAUCACAUUAAAAGAUUAACGACAACGAUUUAAGUCAUAUGGGUAACGACAUAAUCAAGAUCAAUCCAAAGACUAAGGAUCCUAAUCCAAUAGAUGUUAGUAUGUCUCAAGGUAAUUAGACAAGAUAAAACUUCAGUAAUUUAGCCGGCAAUUAAACUCUCCCACUGGGUUAAAGUGCACUAGCUCAAAGCCAGCAAAACCUUACUGGUUUAUCCUUUGUUGGUAAGUCCACUCUUUUCUCAAGAGUAGCUUUGAGUCCCUAACCUGAAAACAACAAGAAGAAUAUAAAUAAGAAUGCUAAUAACAACUCAAUUGCCUAACAAAAUGGUGCUAGCAUGCUUGCCUCUAACAACUAGAGCACAACCAUAAACAACACAAGUCUCAGUAAGACUAUGAGAAGUGCAAACAGCACCUUCAAGGAUACCGUGCAAAGAGGAGUCCUCUCGGGUAUCGGUCUGCUUAAAAAAUGA
Messenger RNA from Stylonychia lemnae, 2058 nucleotides. Lineage: Eukaryota; Ciliophora; Spirotrichea; Sporadotrichida; Oxytrichidae. The record is from the annotation of a GenBank genome assembly.